Ustilaginoidea virens is the source of this 1167-nucleotide messenger RNA. RefSeq lists its product as uncharacterized. The transcript is spliced from 2 exons. The record is from RefSeq and is a predicted model, not a curated record. NCBI's taxonomy places the organism in Eukaryota, Fungi, Ascomycota, Sordariomycetes, Hypocreales, Clavicipitaceae. The coding region runs from base 1 to 1167 and encodes 388 amino acids. Gene Ontology annotation, cellular component: cytoplasm; nucleus.
AUGCAAAUUGAAGUCUCGUCGUCUGCGCACACCGUCCUUCCGUGUAGCGACUGCUCAAGGGUGUGGUUGUCCGCGACUGGCAAUCCCGAGUUUGACGCCAUGGCGGCCUCGCCUGCGGGGCUCGACGCCCACGAACAGCCCUCGGACGAAAUGCGCGCGGAAUGGAAGGCCGUCUCCCGCCUGGACCAGCAUCUCGUCGCCGAGGACCCGAGGAUCGACGACCCCCGGCUGCCGUGCGCGGCGGGCACCUCCUUCCGCCCAGCAGGGCGCAUCGACAGACGCCAGCUCGCCAGCGCGUUUGAGCACCUACACCCCGAGCUUGCCGCGCUCGCCGACGACCACGCGCCCGUCCUCUUCCAUCCCCUGCUGCCUGGCCUGCUCAUCGCGCCGAACCUCAUCCCGCCGCCGGUCCAAAAGAGCCUGCUCGCCAAGAUGCUCCAUCGGGACCUGUCCAACCCCGCCCACCAGACCAACAUGCACCUCCACUACGCCCUGCCGUACCCUUCCCUCCCGCCAGACCCCCCCUCCCCGCCCCGGUCCCGGUCCUUCUUCUCCCUCGCCCCGGACUCGGCGCCGUGCUUCGUCCCCAAGGACCCUGGGGUUCACAAGCCCCUCACGCCGAGGCAAGUGCUCGACCGCCGGCUGCACUGGCUCACCCUCGGCGGGCAGUACGACUGGACCAACCGCGCGUAUCCGGACCAGCAGCCGCCAAAGUUCCCCGCCGACCUGGCGGGGUUCCUGGAGGAGCUGUUCCCCGAGACGCAGGCGCAAGCCGCCAUUGUCAACUUCUACAGCCCCGGCGACACGAUGAUGAUGCACAGGGACGUGAGCGAGGACACGGACAAGGGGCUCGUCAGUCUGAGCUUCGGGUGCGACUGCUUGUUCAUGAUUGCGCCGAGCGGCUCGCCGGGCCAAGCGGACGGGGGUGGAUCGCGCGUCGCCGGGCCCGGGGGGAAGCAGUAUCUGCUGCUGAGGCUGCGGUCGGGCGACGCCGUCUACAUGACCGCCGAGUCGAGGUAUGCGUGGCAUGGCGUGCCAAAGGUCAUCAAGGGGACGUGCCCUGACUACCUGGAGGACUGGCCGGCUGAAAACGGGCAGUAUGCAGAGUGGCAAGGGUGGAUGAAGAAUAAGCGCAUCAAUUUAAACGUGAGGCAAAUGACCGAAUGA